UCGGCAGGUCGCCUGAGAGCAGCCCCCAGCGCGCCUGCGCAUGGAACGCGGGGACCGCGAGCGUGUGGCUCCGGAUCGGGGUCUGGCCUCCGCGACACCGAGGCAGCGGCAGGAGCCCAGGACAGGGACCCAGGCGGAGGCUUCCGGCUCCGGUGCCCUCCGAGCCCGCCGCUUGUUGCUGUGUCUCUACCUGGUGGGCUUCCUGGAUUUGUUUGGUGUAAGCAUGGUCGUCCCUUUACUGAGCCUUCACGUCAAGUCUCUUGGAGCAAGUCCAACAGUUGCUGGCAUAGUAGGCUCCUCCUAUGGCAUUUUGCAGUUCUUUUCCAGUACAUUGGUGGGCUGCUGGAGUGAUGUCAUUGGAAGACGGUCUUCCUUGCUGGUGUGCAUCCUGUGCAGUGCCCUGGGUUAUCUUGUUCUUGGCGCAUCUACCAACGUGUUCCUGUUUGCCUUGGCUAGAGUCCUUGUGGGGAUUUUUAAGCACACGCUCUCCAUCUCAAGGGCCCUGCUCGCUGACGUGGUCACGGAGAAGGAACGGCCAGUCGUGCUCGGACAGUUCAACACAGCAUCUAGUGUGGGCUUCAUCUUGGGCCCUGUGGUCGGAGGGUAUCUGGCUGAACUGGACGGUGGAUUUUAUCUCUCGGCCUUCGUCUGUUCUUCUGUCUUCAUUCUCAAUGCUGGUCUCGUUUGGCUGUUGCCACGGAGUGAAGUGAAGCUCAGCCGUCCAGAGGACGACCGGCCGUGGGGCAGGAACCGGGCGCUUCAGGGAAGGACAGCCGCUGCGGUGCCGGCCGCGGCCAGGCGGCCGUGGGCCGAGGUGGCGGCCACCCUGCGGGGCCUCGAGGGCCUGGUGCGCUGCGCCCUGUGGGACGUGUUCCUGGUGCGCCUGCUCAUGGCCGUGGCCGUCAUGCUGUACCACAGCAACUUCGUCCCGGCGCUGGAGGAGCGCUUCGGGGCGAGGCCCAAGACGGCGGGCUACCUCAUCAGCUGCAGCAGCGCCCUGGGCAUCCUGGCCGGCUUCGCGCUGGGGCCCCUGCUGCGGCUGUACGGGCACCGCCCCCGCCGCCUCCUGCUGCACUCGAGCGCGCUCACCUGCGCGCUGCUGCUGCUCUUCGCCACGGCCCGCGGCCUGGGCGGCAUCGUCGCCUGCUCCACGCUGCUGUCCUUCUCCACCGCCAUCGGCAGGACGUGCGUCACCGACCUCCAGCUGACCGCGGGCGGGGCCCGGGCCGGCGGCGCCCUCCUGGGCCUGGGGCAGUCCGUGACGGCCGUGGGCCGGGUCCUCGCCCCCCUCCUCUCGGGGGUGGCCCAGGAGCUCAGCCCCUGCGGCCCUCCCGGCCUGGGGGCUGCCUUGGCCUUCGUGGCCGUUGUCAUCAUGUCACUAAACAGAUCUCCCUAUGGGGGUGAUGGAUUAAAAAGGGAGUGAGUAGGUGGAUUGGGGCAGCAGGAAGAGACCAGGUCCCAGGUGUGUGGAUGCGGCAGAGGCCACGAGGAGAAGGGUGCUUUGGAAAGGGUUGGUGGCGAAGAGAAACGACCUCUUUCCAGGUGGCGGUGCUUUGCUGGUGGGCGUCCCUGCCUUCAGACCUGCCGGCCGAGCAGAAUCAGAGCAGCACACAGGCAGGUGAAGCCACGGUGCUCAGCGUUUCCCUGAGUCUCCUCUUCAUCUGGGCCAGCGAGAUUAGAAUUUUCAAGGGGAAAAGCUACCUGCUGCAGUGCAGGACAGGGGGAUGGUGGUGGGCUCACAGAACAGGACAUGUGCAAGGAGGGGAGAGAUCACAAGGAUUUCCCUGCUAAAUAAAAAUAGGGUAACAUGUGAAUAAAACGCCGGUCAGCUGGACACGGGUGUCAGGUUAAGUUCUGUAAGCUUCAGGGAAGCUUUUCUGCCGUCAAAAUGCCAGAGGUCGAAGAAGCUGCUUUACUAAAACCAGCCCGUCGCAUUCUCAAGUCCUAACAAGCUUCCACCUGGGGAGCUGGUUAAAAACCAGAUGCCUGGCCUCACCUCACCCCCAGAGACUGAGCCCGUGGGUCUAGGUGAGGCCCAGAAAUCUGGUGUAUUUAUUGCGAGCCCCACUUGCAGUUUCCCAUGGAGGUAGAAAAAGGAUCAUUCUGAGACCUACUGGUUUUGAUUAAAGAAAAAGCCAGAGACUUGGUGGUUGUUAAUAGCUAACUCAGUUUGGACUAUCUGUUAAAAUCAUGUGAUCACGGUGUGUUACACUUUCCCCAGUUCUCAGCAGUUACACUCUGUACCGGGAGAACUGGGCCCACGGGCCUGUCCCCCGGGCCCUUUGUCCCAAGGCCCCUGCCCUGCAGAGGGCCGAGCCUGUCAGAGACCACAUCUCCCUGGGAUCAGGCAUGACGCUCUGCUCCUGGAAGCUGCACUCUGCGGGCUGGGUGGCCUCAGUCAGGAGGUGAAAGAACCUGGCAGAGAAGCCAAAGCACGGGAAUGCUUUUCAGAUGGGUGUCUUAUUCAGAAUAAGAGAGAGGAUGGCAUCAGGCCCUGUCAGAGAUUCUACACUGUCAUGUGUUGAAAGUCAUUUCCUUUCUUUCAUCUUAAUAGUAGCACACCUGGGAACAGAAGAGCUGUGUUGACCUACAGGGAGAUGUUUUGGGUGCCUUUGCCGAGGCCUAAACCACACUGCCAUUCCACAAGAGCACCCGGGAGCCCCAAGCAGGGUGAGGACAGAUGCACGGGAGGCUUUGCAGGCACUUGCUGACUUUGAGUGAUGCCGGUUAUUGGUAAAAAUGGUUCAGAGGCUCCGUCUCUUUCUUCACACAGACUCCCAAACUCACAUGCCUUUCAGUCCUCUUAAUUAGUUCCCGAGGAUAGUAUUCCUGUUUUCCGCCUAACGUGUAUAAUUGUAAAUGAUACUUUAAUACACUGAUCUGUUAUAACUUUAAUAUAUACUGCAUGUAGAGCAGGAAAAAUAUUUCCGCAGUUUUAGAAGUUGUGCGUUGGGUAAACACAAAUAUUUAUGAUGAAUUAAUUGGAAGUCUGAAGAUUGUCCUUUUUCUUAUCUAGCAACAAGAAAAAUAUUAACUUCUUAUUAAGUGUUAUACUUAUGAACUUUUAUACAAUUGCCAAGUGCUUUUGAACAAACCAAAAACUGUAUAAAGUGGCCUCACUCUGAAGGAGCACACCAAGUUGUCACGGAAGGUAGACUCAAAGGGACAAUACGAAAUCAAGGGUUUAUGCAACGAAGGAGAAUUUCAGAAGAAUUCCUCCAAAGAUUGUCUUUUCUUCAUUCCCAUAAAUAGUUUUCUUAAAUCUAGCCAUGUUUUUAUUUUUUAAAUCGUAGCACUUUAUUUUUGAAGUUAAAUAAAAGCCUGUAAAUGUAAUGAGGCUUUAUAAUGAACCAGGCACAUGGAAAUACUGAGAACCUUAAAGACUAACCUUAGUAUAGGGAGUAGAGACACAGUUUUAUUAUUCUCCACUACUGAUUUUAGUAUUCUGUUCAUGGGGUUUUUUAGAUAUUUUCUUACAGUUCCUCUUAAAUAGUCUCAACGUGUUGCUACUCAAAGUGUGGGCCAGGAACCAGCAAUGUCACAUCCCUGGAGCUCCUCAGACAUGCACACACUCACCCACCUCAGACCUGCAGGGGCCACUUUCGCAAGACACCCGGCGGCUUUGUUUACACAGUAAAGUUAGAAAACCAGCAGUCUGAUGGACAGUAUUUGUAUAGUUUAUGGCAUAUGACCUCAGGGAAAUUAAAUCUGCCCUAAGUUUGUGUUGUUUUGUUUUUAAAUUCUCUUGAGUACCUUCUGUCAUCUUUUGCAGUGUGCGAAGUUGAGCCAUAUGAAAUUGCAAUUUUUAUAAAAGUCAAAUAUAUCUGAAGUUCAACUUACUAUUAUAUGGACUCUUACUUCAGAGGCAUUGAACUUGCCUGAAAAGUGUAUAGAGGAAAUUGCACCCUUUCCAGCACUGUGUCAGCCACAGCUGGUAUGUGCUCUGAAGCAGCCUGGGGCUUGGGUUCUCGAAGACUUGGCCUCUUCCACAGAAGACGGUGCGCCUCUGUUGACGUCCGGAGGGAUGAACAAAGAGCAGAAAGGGAGCAGGUGUGCCUGGCCUGGCACUGACACGUGCAGGGCUCCCCAGGCCCCGUGGCCUCCUGGAGCCUGAGGCUGGGAGAGUUAUGCCUGGAGCAAAGGGAAGGGGCUAGAAUGAGGGGUUCUCUGCCCUGGCUGCAUGUUAAGAGUCACCUGAUGCCCAGAGCCUGCCCGAGACCUCGGGAGCCCCAGAUGCUCAACGUAUGCCCAGAGCUGAGCAGCGCAGGGUUAGGUCACGAAGGGCUCACCUGACAUGCUCAGGGUGACCUCGUGUGCUGACUGGUGACGGGGAGCCCUAAGCUUUCACUCUGGACAGUGCUCCAAGGACCUGGCUGUUUCAGAAAGCCCCCUCUGGCUGCAGCGAGGAGGACCCACUGGAGGCUGGGAAAGGAGCGGUCUGGGCUUCUGAUCAGUCUCCACAGGAGCAGAGGGAGAGGUGGGCGUCAAGGAGGGAGUAGGGGCUGUGGGCGCCACCCGGGUGUCUGGUCUGGCUGAGCUCAGCCAGUCAGAGAGGCGCGUCCCGAGUGUGGGGCACACGGUGCCCUUCCUGUGUUACCUGGCAGGGAACACCUGUGGGCGUUUAUGGGACCUUUAUGGACACUUCUGUAAGAUACGUAGAAAAAUGCUGGGGUGAGAGGCAACCCACUCGAGGGAAAAUUCUAGGCAUUUGGGCAACUGCUGUGAGAGAACAGCUUCGUAUUUGGAAUCCACGGUAAAAUCCAGCCCGGUGGCGCUCAUGCCCUGUAUCCCUAGGAACCAGCUUUUAAGUCUCCGAAAUAAGGUUCCUGCAGAUCUAGCCAGGAUAAUGUAUAAUGCAGCUCUUCUUGGAACAGGAUGAAGGAUUGAAAACACAUUUUUCAGUCCUAAUUCUUUUUUUUCCUGAAGAAUUUGCCAGUUACAUGGUAAUUUUUUUUAAAUAAAAUUGAAUGAGGUGUUAUUUAUUCUAAUAAAUUAUAAUCUUUAGGAUCCAAUGUGGUGUCCUUAUGCAUAUUUUAAGUCAGGGUCCUGAAUCAAUGCUUGAAAAUUUUAGCCUCUUGUAUGGUAAAACAUAUCUUAAUGGUAAAAACAAGCCUUUGAUUUGUAAACCAUGUAAUACCAAAUAUAUACAUAACCUGAAAUUUAUUCCAUACUGAUGGUGAGCAGAUAGUUUCAAGAUAACAUGUCAUCACAAAUUUAUUUCUAAUUAAUCAGGUGCACAAAUACUAACUUAUUUAAAAACAUUAUUUUUCUUUAGAUCUGUUUUGCUCAUACAUCCUCUAACCAUUUUACGGAUAGCUGUCUGUGAAAACAAAAAUUUAAAAAUUUCUAGUGUUUUCUUGAUUUGAUACAUUGUAAGCAAUGGUGGUGAUUCUAAUUUUCAAAGUGGAUACUCUCAAAUAGCUUUGCAUUUUUCCUCAAGGGGAAGAGAUAAUUAUAAACAUUAAGGAAUGUUAAUUACUACUAAUACACAGUAUAAAACUGGCCUGUAAGGAUUUUGUUAGAACAAAGAAUUGUGUUUUGAUCACUCUUGACUUAAGCUAUACAGCAUUUUGAUAAAUAAAAAAACUUUUUCCAAAGCACACUGGAGAAAAAAGUAAAGCUAUUAAUAGUUGCAAUUCACAACGUGGAGUGGGGCACGAUCUUUCUUCGGGUUUCUCAGACAGUCUCUGUUCCAUCUUGAAUGGUUGGGACUCAGGUUCUCAUCCAGACUGAGAAUUACUUUUUCCUGUGAUACCUCCCCUACCUAAACCCAUCCUGGGUUUGCUUAACGCGAUUGAAACCAUGUGAAAUAUCGGAAAUGAACCCAGUGUAAUAACCCGUGGGGCCUGGCCCUUGUGGGUCUUCGUGCACGUGGCUGGAUGCAGGCUCUGUGUUUGCCUUCAUCUGUGCUCUGGGCUGAAGCACAGGCCUGGGCGUCCCAAAGUCCCACUUCUGACGGUGCCGGGCGGUGAUGUCACUUACAGGCGUGAGCGUUUUCUUCCAUCACUUUCAAAUCACCUUCACUGCACCAUCUCUUUGGAGUGAACAACCCACUGAAAUGCGCCAAGUUGUAACCGCUAUUCAAAAUAACUUUCUAGCUAAAGGUAAGUAAGAGGUAAUUAAGGUAGCAAAUAUGAUACGUACGCAGUUUUGAUCAGGUGCCAAAAACUAUAUGCUCAUGAAAACCUAAAAUUUGGUGGAUUGAUACAUAACUGCAUAAUCUUUAAAAUCACUGGGUAAGACAGGGUCUCUAUUAAUGUAAUGGUUUCCGUUCGGGUUGGCCUGAGAAGCAGCGGUUCAUAUUUCAGAGCAGACAUUAUCUUUGAGCCCUUGGCCAGGGCCUAUUUACAUACAGAAAAUUAAUGGACCAGUUAUAAUCUUUAUUCCUGUAGUCAGGUUCUCUAAUGCAAUAACCAUGUUAGCCUCAUUUGAGAUAGUAUAGGUAUUUGAAUCUACUUUAAUACUCUUAAAUUCUUCUUUCAUGAAUUCCUGCCCUCAUGACCUCACUUAGUACAAGUGAGAAUGGUUUUGAUGUCUAAAUAUAGAAGUUGGAAUUUCUGGGGCUUUCCUGGUUUCAUAUGCUGUAUUUUCUCUGUAGUGAUUAAUUAAAUGUUUCCAUGUAAU
Messenger RNA from Hippopotamus amphibius kiboko, 6624 nucleotides. It is a transcript of the gene SLC67A2, whose product is annotated as major facilitator superfamily domain containing 9. The coding region runs from base 41 to 1423 and encodes 460 amino acids. The record is from RefSeq and is a predicted model, not a curated record. The transcript has 6 exons. Gene Ontology annotation, molecular function: transmembrane transporter activity. NCBI's taxonomy places the organism in Eukaryota, Metazoa, Chordata, Mammalia, Artiodactyla, Hippopotamidae. Gene Ontology annotation, biological process: transmembrane transport.